Molecule: messenger RNA, 969 nt
Organism: Cyphellophora europaea CBS 101466
Lineage: Eukaryota; Fungi; Ascomycota; Eurotiomycetes; Chaetothyriales; Cyphellophoraceae
Exons: 2
Coding region: 1-969 (322 amino acids)
Source: RefSeq, a predicted model, not a curated record
AUGUCCAAUGUGUGGAUUGCAGACUACGUCAAGUCCCGGCUUAGACAGCCAAUUUUCACGGGGUUGUGGAUAUGGGUGCGGACAUCGGGUCGCGCAAGCAAGCUUUGGAGCAGUGUUCAACUACUCAGAGCAGCGUCCUGGCUGAGUCAAGGUGAUACGGCCGACUUCCAGUUCUUCUUGGAAAUCUUGGGUGCCAGUGCCCAGCAGUACUCCGUGGGAGGAUUCUUCAAUAUCAUGAUUCCCUGUCUCAGCAACUUCAACGCCGGAACUCGCGACCUGGUGUUGGCAUUGGUCGCCACACAGCGCAGCCUGUUGGCUCCCAGAGGCUCGAGCCACUCUUCAGCCAAUAUCCACGCACUCGAGCGCUUCAACAAGGCCCUCAAGCAUCUCCCCCAACGGUCCGCUACCACUCCAUCAGAGGGAGGAUCGCAAGGACUCUCUCCCUUUGUAUUUCGACCAACCGCAAUGAUCAUUCAACCUUUAUGGUUCACCGCCGUCCACUGUCGGACCCCCGACACUCGAAGGCGGGCGAUUGCCACUCUGCUGAAACAUCACCGCAACGAGGUCGGUCUGGAUAGCUGGUUCGCCGAUUAUGUGGCCAGGGAGCUCAUGUACCUGGAAGAAGGAAGUCAAGUCGUCCACGAUGCUUCAGACGUUCUGGAACGCGAUCGAAUCCUCUUGCGGGGCUUUGAAUACGUGGAUGACCAACUUUACCUGUGCUAUAUGUAUGCCGCAAAGGUCGGGCUGCCUGGAGACAUCGCUCUGCAGCGACACGCGCUCUCGAUCCCUCAGGAUCCUCACGGUACGGUGCAGUUGAGGAAACCGAAUCGGGACGUUGAGCAUUUGUACAGGGUGUUGGUAUUGGAAGCGCAAGCGACGCCUCUGGUGGCGCCGAGAGGGUAUCUCGUACCAAUUUACUGCGAUGGAGAGUUUGUCGAUAUUGUAGUACCGACAGACCAGGACGCUUGA